This is a messenger RNA of Blumeria graminis f. sp. triticale, 1593 nucleotides long. NCBI's taxonomy places the organism in Eukaryota, Fungi, Ascomycota, Leotiomycetes, Helotiales, Erysiphaceae. The record is from the annotation of a GenBank genome assembly.
AUGGGUUUUAUUUGGCCCUCCAAGAACGAUGAUCAAUCUGUGGACUCCAGAACAUCAAGAAAUCAUCUUGAUACUGACCAUGCAGAAGAAAAUGAACGGACCCAGCUACUGCGACCAUCAUCUCAGUCAAACUAUUUGAGCCCAGAUGAUCCAGCAGUCACGCCGUUUAACCUAUGGCGAGUGCGGUACCUUCGAUAUCUCUCAUUUAUUUUUACCAUUUUAACAUUUUUCUGGUGGAUUCUACUUUUCAUCGCAAUAUUUGUUACACCCCCAGGUAUGAUUUAUAGAGGCUCCGGAUUCUUCGGUUUUGCCUUUACAACUUUGGCAUUAUCUCUAUUACUUGUUAUUUUACUUUUUUUUUCUACGCCAUCAAAAGCAGCGCAAGUAACUUCUCUAAUCAUGUCGACAAUAUUAUUAUUUGAUAUGAUUAUGAUAGUAGCUGUUCCAAAAAUUCGAAUGGAAGAAGGCUGGGCCGGACUUGCAAGUAUAAUCUGGGCACUGAUGAUGAGCAUCUGGACAAUAUGUACAAAUCAUAUUGUUACCGGAGGAAAGUAUGAGGAAGAGGAGCGUUUGACAGGUCGAUCCGAAACUCGACGUUCAUUGAUUGAAUGGUUUGGUGUUUUCACAUCCACGGUGGUCUUGAAUAUUGUUUCCGUAGUAGUUUUACUCUUAUCUUGCAACUUGAUACUGCGCUCACACGACUCAUCACUUCACCAUCCCGGAGAACGUUACUUCGUGGAUGGAAAUAAGUACAAAAUUCACCUAUUUUGCUCAUCAAACAAGAACAGUGUUGACUCAAGCGGUUACCGGCCCCCAACUGUCCUAUUUGAAGCAGGUGCGGAUGCAUUUGAGGAAAGUAUGAUUCAAAUUGCAACAAACAGUUUUGCAAACGGUAGUAUAAGCCGUUAUUGUUACUGGGAUCGACCAGGAUUCGCAUGGUCAGAUAACGCACCUUCUCCAUUUUCCGCCGGAAAUUCCGCUGAUAUCCUAUAUGAGGCGCUGGUUCGUGCCGGAGAAGAAGAAUCUCUGAUACUAGUUUCUGCAGGUAUUGGGAGCAUCUAUAGUCGUGUAUUCUCAGCACGACACGGAGAUCGUAUCAAAGGAUUAUUGAUGAUUGAUCCUCUGCACGAAGAUCUUUUGCAUCGUGUCGGCUCUCCAUUACGAGGAUUCAAACUUUGGGCUCGAGGCAUUUUGUCACCGCUUGGGCUAGACCGAGUUCCUGCCGCUAUACUUAGACGUCGGUCUCGCGAAGAUCGGAUAUAUGGACGUUCAGCUUAUCAGAGUGGGAAAUACAUCAAAGCUAAGCUCCAAGAGUCUUUAACGGCAGAAUCAACUACCCGUAGUGAAGUGAUUAGUGCGAGGUCUCUUCAAAACGAAAGCGUACCGUUGGUACUCAUAAGCUCAGGCAUGCAGAUGAAGCAUGAUACUGAAUGGGAGACAAAGCAACGCGAUCUUAGCCUUGUGACCAAGAAUUUAAUCGGCUGGGAUAUUGUAGAUGCACCCUCUAAGGUCUGGAACACGAUUGAGGGACGAAACGUCAUCGAAAGGAGGUUGAAAGAUUUGUUGAGGUUUGAUGACAAGGAUAUAGGUUGA